CGGAUUCUUCGAAUGCCGCUCCUACAUUGCUGAUACAAAUAUAGUCUCAGGCUGUAGUGCAGCGGCAUUGAAAGAACCCCACGGGGGCCCGAGUAAGCCAAAUGAACCCACAAAUUUUUAUAUUCCUCCGACCGUCCCAGCAGAUCAAUGGCGAUGGAAGCAAUGGAAAUGUAUAAGAGACUUGGGGAACGCCUCUCCUUUGUAUCUCAACACCCAUCACUGUCUCGUUCUCCAGAUUCUCAAUCUUACUCGUCAAUAUGUCCAACCAAGCAGCAUGGAUCCCAUCCAAAGGCGCCCGCUUCGAAGUCAAAGAAAGCCCCUUGACGAAGCCAGCACCAGGUGAAAUCUUGAUUAAGAACCAUGUUAUAGCGCUCAAUCCUGCUGAUCACAAGAUGCAAGAUCAUGGCCGCAUGGUGCCAACAUUCCCAUUUAUCCUUGGGUUCGAAAUCGCAGGCGAAGUAGUCGAUGUGGGAGAAGGUGUGACGCGCUUCAAGAAGGGCGACCGUGUAGUCGGCCUCGCCAUUGCCCCCAGGACCCAGAACCUCGCCCACGCCGGCUACCAGCUCUUCACCAUUGUUAGCGAAGUCGCUGCAGCGCAUAUCCCAGAGGGGAUUCCUUAUGCUAAUGCCGUUGUGCUGCCCAUCGGACUAGCGACUGCAGCUGCAGGUCUCUAUGAGCCAAACUACCUAGCCCAGCCGGCGCCAGGCAAAUCUACGAGCAAUGCUAGUAGUGGCAAGAAGUCCAUUCUCAUCUGGGGCGGCAGUUCUGUAGUCGGGAUAUCUGCAAUCCAGCUUGCGGCGGCUUCUGGAUGGACCAUCGUAUCGACAGCGUCCCCGAAGAACCACGAACUUGUCCGUUCGCUCGGAGCAACGCAUGUUUUCGACUACUCGGAUCCGGAUGUGGUUGCGAAUAUCUUGAAGGCAGUGGAAGGAACGACGCUGAUCGGCGUGUUUGAUGCGAUCUCCGAUCCUGAUACAAGCGUGAAGAGCGCCGAGGUGGUGCAUGCCUCCGGUGGGGGAAAGCUGAUUGCGACGACGAGUGGGGGGUAUGAGCGAAGUACUGUGUUGUUGGGGGAUGUGGCGAGGACUCUUGUUUAUGCGCCUACCCCAACGCCGGGUCAGGAGCUGCCUGUCUGGAUGGGAGUGUGGCUUGAAUUCUUUGAAGAAGGGCUCAAGGAUGGGAGAUUGAAGGCGAAGCCGGAACCGACCAUAAUUGAAGGAGGUCUUGAGAAAAUUCAGGAGGCGUUAGACUUGCUCAAGAAGGGGGUGUCGGCUACGAAAGUCGUUGUGCAGUUGUGAAGACCGAAAAUGGCCUCCGAUCCAUCUUGGAGCAUAGCACAGACAUUCCCUCAUACUUCUUGACUACUAGAGCUCAUAACUGUGAAGCCUUCGUAUAGGCGUAGAAAUACAAAGUACUUGGAUGAGGAUGCUCACAAGUAAAACUCCAAGAGGUAAAGA
Molecule: messenger RNA, 1457 nt
Organism: Mytilinidion resinicola
Lineage: Eukaryota; Fungi; Ascomycota; Dothideomycetes; Mytilinidiales; Mytilinidiaceae
Product: zinc-binding oxidoreductase CipB
Exons: 5
Coding region: 258-1298 (346 amino acids)
Molecular function (GO): oxidoreductase activity, acting on NAD(P)H
Source: RefSeq, a predicted model, not a curated record